This is a messenger RNA of Acipenser ruthenus (sterlet), 3125 nucleotides long. RefSeq names its product potassium channel subfamily K member 9. The transcript has 2 exons. Gene Ontology annotation, molecular function: potassium ion leak channel activity. Gene Ontology annotation, cellular component: membrane. The record is from RefSeq and is a predicted model, not a curated record. Lineage: Eukaryota; Metazoa; Chordata; Actinopteri; Acipenseriformes; Acipenseridae. Gene Ontology annotation, biological process: stabilization of membrane potential; potassium ion transmembrane transport. The coding region runs from base 1379 to 2818 and encodes 479 amino acids.
ACCCUUUGCACCAAUCACUUACGACAAGAGAAAGUAGAGAGGGUGGUUUAAAAUAGAAACCCCCAGACCAAGCUUAACGAAGGAGAUUUCUAAUAACCGGCGUCACCGUUUGGAACUUUUGAUAUACGGGGGUGGCUGUUUCAUUUAUUUAUUUAUUUUUGUUUGUUUUUUGUAAUCGAAGGACGCACACAUGUUUAUGGACUUACAUGUAAAUUUAUUUGAUGAUGCCUCACUCCCGUCCUUUCUCUUUAGCAUAUACGACCAGUUUGAGUAAAAAAUAAGUGCUAUUUUUUUUUCUAAAGCAUGUUUUAAAUUAUGAAUACAAAAAAUGAGGCACAUAACGCAGUCCAAAAUGUGACUUUCAUACCCCAGUACCUGAGAGGGCGUUUAUCUUUUGUUGUUGCUGUUUUUGUUCGUUUUUUGCCAGUAAAUUCAUAUGAUCACAUACAAUGAUACAUUUGUAUGUGCUUAACCGAAGACGCAUACAUAGUUUGAAUAACCAGUUAAGCAAAUGUAUUCAAGUUUGUACAUUUCACGCAUCUCUCAAUAUGGAUUAAAUGCUGUUGUGUUUUGCUGUUUCGUUCUUAAUUGCGGUUUGCCCAGGCUGGAGAUCUGACGGGUCGCUAAACUGGUUGCCUUGAAAGACAACACAAGAGUGCAUUUCGUUUUCUUAACCCACCUGAUAAGUCAGAUAAUCCACUUGUCAUCUUUCAUGUUCAAAUGUGAGCGCUGGACGGAAAUCAAGACAGGACAAAACCAGGCAAGGGGAGCGGUUUUCCAAAAAAAAAAAAAAAAGAGUAAAUCUCUGAUCAUCACAGAUCCGCACGGCGAUCAUCCAGUGAGCUGCAGUUUUCAGAUCUGCUAGUGUUCUGCGUUAACUCUAAUUUUACAGGCUGCAAGAUAAAACAAGAAACCAAAAAAAAAGCCAGUACUUUAUUCAUUAUCUUGUGUGGGGUUUAUGGCAGUGCUUGCUGGGUUUCACAACAGCUUCAGCUAUUUUCUCUCCAAAGAGGAGCACUUCGUCAAGGCUGCAGUAAUCGUGUUGGGUGAAAAUAUACACAAUACAUUGGAGCUAACUGCACGCAACUUCGCAACAAAACGUCAAGGGAUGAUCUGCCUUUCAGCUGGUUUUGUCAGUGGGAUCUUUAAUGUUUCUUUAAAAACCAAUAGCAUGUUUCUGGCAUGUCUCUGCGAACCAAAUCUAAAUAAAUACGUUACGCUUUUUCAUAUGUCUUAAACCUCGAUUCUUUUAUUUAUGAAUUGUCAUUUAUGUAAUUAAUCAUUUAUUGUUUUUAUCCUCCACCUUUAAAAUGCAUCACUGACAAAAAAAAACCAAUAACAACAAAAAAAAAACAGGCAAUCUUUGUGUCGGUUGUUGAUGGCACGACGCACUGGCUCGACUUGGUUUGGGCAGGUCUUGCGCAGAGUCUCUCGGCUGCAGGGUACCUGGUCGCGGCGAUCGAGCAGCCUCUUGUGUCUUUCCUCUUCUCAGGACCACGAACAGGGAGCCGAUUGUAGGGACCAGCAGUGUCUCCACCACACCAGCGGCCGUUGCCCCCUCCGUCAUCCACGCCACUGCGAUUUCUACACCCCUGGGUCCAAUCGCUUCCAGAGUCUCCCCAGCUGCUGCUGCGCGUUCUUGGAGAAUCCGAGGGGACAUGAUCCCCUCACUCACCGAUUCCUGUUGGCCAUGAAGCGGCAGAACGUGCGGACCCUGUCCCUAAUUAUCUGCACGUUCACCUAUCUCCUGGUCGGGGCAGCGGUGUUCGAUGCCCUGGAGUCUGAUUAUGAAGUGAGAGAGAACGAAAAGCUGGAGACCGAGGAAAGACGUCUCCAAGGGAAAUACAACAUCAGUAAAGAGGACUAUGAGCAGCUGGAGACGAUCAUAAUGGAGGCCGAGCCUCACAGGGCUGGGGUUCAGUGGAAAUUUGCUGGCUCCUUCUACUUUGCAAUCACGGUCAUCACCACUAUAGGUUAUGGGCACGCUGCUCCUGGCACAGAUGCUGGGAAGGCGUUCUGCAUGUUCUACGCAGUACUGGGAAUCCCCCUAACUCUGGUCAUGUUUCAGAGCCUUGGAGAACGCAUGAACACCUUCGUGAAGUGCCUCCUGAAGCGGAUCAAGAAGUGCUGCGGCAUGCGGAGUACCGACGUGUCCAUGGAGAACAUGGUGACGGUGGGCUUCUUCUCCUGCAUUGGCACCCUCUGCAUCGGGGCUGCAGCUUUCUCCCACUACGAGGACUGGAGUUUCUUCCAGUCCUACUACUACUGUUUCAUUACAUUGACUACCAUAGGCUUUGGGGAUUUUGUAGCCCUGCAGAACAAGCAAGCCCUCCAGAAGAAGCCCCUGUACGUGGCCUUCAGCUUCAUGUACAUCCUGGUGGGGCUGACAGUCAUUGGGGCCUUCCUCAACCUCGUGGUCCUGCGUUUCCUGACCAUGAACAGUGAAGACGAGAGGCGGGACGCCGAGGAGAGGGCAUCCUUGGCCGGCAACCGCAACAGCAUGAUCAUCCACAUCCAGGAAGACUUGCAGCAUGGGCGGCAGCGGUACAAAGCGGAGGUGACUGAUCUCCAGUCCGUCUGCUCUUGCAUGUGCUACCGGUCCCACGAGUUUACCAGCCGGGGGGUGCUUUCCCACCAGAACUCCUUCAGCUCACAGCUGAACCCCCAGUACUUUCACUCUGUCUCCUACAAGAUCGAGGAAAUCUCACCGGCCACCUUGAAAAAUAGCCUUUUCCCCUCUCCCAUUAGUUCAGUUUCCCCAGGUCUCCACAGCUUUGCGGACAAUCACCGGCUUAUGAAAAGGAGGAAAUCAAUUUGAGUCUACAACUUAUUAUUGUUCGUUUGUUUGUUUGUUUAUUCCCAAACCCCCAUUUCUCCUUGAACUUUUCAAUUCGAAUUUGGUUUCUGUUUCCCCAAAUGAUGUAAGGGAUGUUAAAAAAUACACGAAACAUAAAAAAAUAACAAAGUGAAACACAAGCAUGAAGCAUGGAUAAUUACUUCUCCAGAUGAACAGUAAAAUUUGAAAAAAAAAAAAAAAUGAAAAAACGCCUUACAUUAACCGUUUCUGGUGGGCUAGAAUCAUAAAUUUUACCUAUGGUACCAAACCAAAAGUUGCACAUUAGCCU